GCCAUGUCCCGCCGGCUCCGUCCCAUGAAGUGAGUGGGACUCAUGGAAUCCAUGAGUCGGACCGAGCAGGCGGGCAGAGAUCCAGUCAGUCGCUCGAGUCCGUGCGGCCAGUGCGUGCGUCAGCCUUGGUGGCACUCCGUGGUACCGUCGCCCACGAGGAAUAAAGAACAGGAGCAGCGCGGUACCAUCAGCGCGGGGACAGAAGGAUGAGUCCAAAAUAUCCGAAUUGUUGAAUACAAGUCAAAUGUAGUGAUAUAUAUAAAAUAAGGUUAAAAUACAGUUAAUGCGUCGGCGUAGUACUUUAGUAAUUCAAAUUCUGCUUCUCUUGAUGAAAUACCAGUGUGUAGUGAGGCGUGGCGCAAUGACGUUCCUAAUUUUAUUCUAAUUUAUGUGUCAAGCAGCUACACCCAUGUGCGCAUGUGGACAGGAAUUUACGUCUUGAAAUUCCACUGUGCGCAUGCGGACAGGAAAUGACGUCAUAAAACUGAGCCCUGGAAGCAAACCGGGAUGAAGAAGCAAAUAGGGCAGUGACAUGGCGCCUCCUGCUGUUGGGCGACUGAGACGUGAGUCACUUCCGGGGUGUGAGGGCCGCUUCUAACGCUCCGAUGACGUCACGCUCGGUGUCGUGUCCUCUCGAGCGGGCGCUCCUUGAAGAGCUGGUUCUUCUUCCCGGAACCAGCGAGUGACACCUGCAGACCUGCUCACCUCAGCUUCACGGAGACGGCCUCAGCAGGAAGUGGCCGCUUCACAGACCUUUAUUUUGAAGGUCUGCUGAGCGGACGUGAACGACAAUAACAACAACAACAGGCAGACGCGGAAGUUCCAGCGGGCGACGUUUCUUCGAUGGAGCCGGCGGCGCGCGCGUGUCUGCGGCUGCUCCGGCUGUGAGCCUCGCGCUCUGGAUCGAUGAGCCGGUCCACACCCGAGCACUUCAAAUCGAAGGAAACGCCAUGACCUCAGUUCCUGUCUCCGUCUGCCUGGUGCUCCUGCUGCGCUCUGCGCUCGCCUCACUUCCUGCUCCAGUUAACGUCUCGUUGAGCUCCUACAACUUCCGGCACGUCCUGCGAUGGGACCCUGGACCCGGCUCGCCGCCCGGGACCACCUACCAGAUAGACAGGCGUGCCAACGGGAAGCAUCAGGACUUGGUGUCCUCCUCCUCCACGUCCUGCAGGCUGAGGCUGGACAAGUUCAUGAGACAUGACCUGCGGGUGCGAGCGAGCCACGGUGGGAACCACUCCCUGUGGUCCUCAGCACCCGCCUUCACCCCCUAUGAGGACACUGUCCUGGGCCCGCCCUCGCUGACGCUGGCCAGAGUCAACAACCACAUUCAUGUCAACAUCUCGCUUCCUGACACCGAGGGCCGCGGCGACAUCCUGGCCUACGGCCCCGACUACAUCGUGGUGUGGAGAACAGGCAGCAGGACGCAGGAGACAUGGACGACCAAAGAGCAGAGCGUCACCCUGUGGGCGCCGGAGCAGGGCCCGCACUGCGUCCAGGUCAGGCUGCAGACGGAGAUCAACCACAACACGCCCUGGUCGCCCUGGUCCUGCAUCAGCAGUGGAGCAGCGGGGCGCAGCAGAGUUCCGACUGUGCUCCUCGUGCUUGGUCCUGUCCUGCUCCUCAUCGUCUUCCUGACCCUGCUGACCUGUGGCCUUCACUACGUUGGACUUCUGUGUAGCCCGGUUCCUCUGCUGGACAUGCUGAAGGAGCUGGAGCCGGCCCAGAUCCACAAGACCAUCCUGAAGCCAGACUGGACCCCGGUGGAGAUCCCCAUCUGUCAUCUGGUCCCGGGCGAUGAGGACCACGGAGGAUGGUCCAACAUCUACAUCGACCGACGCGCAGCGACCUGCUCGGUCGCCGCGCCGUCCGGCAGGUUAACGGAGGACUCGGCGCAGGACUCGGCAGGCGGCGGGGGGACUGAGGGUUCUGGACUUGAGAACCAGGUGGGCCCAGAAGGAGGGACGGCGUCUGCCGGCGGGAUGGACGCCGAGCGCUUCUCCAGUGACGAGGAGGACGAAGUCCAGUCCGAGGAGGACUGUGUGGACCUCUUCUCCGUCACCGUCGCUGCCCUGACCCACGCCCAAACCCACCUGUCACAUGACCCCAGCUCCACGCCGACACGGGCGGAGUCUGACGGAGCGAGUGAUGGAUACGAGUGUCGGGGAUCCCGCUGGAGCCACGACUCUGAAGAGCAGACGCUCAGCUCCUCUGGCUACAUGUGGCGGAGCUCAGUGAACGCGGGGUGUCCCCGGAUCAACUUGGAGACUGGAGAGUUCAAGCGAAGACUCGGGACCUUUCCCCGCCCCGGUCAUCGACCUGGACCUGAACCCGGCGUGUGGUCGCACGUCAUGACGCCUGUGGUCUGGGCGGUGCUGUGGCUCGCGCGGGACCUGACAGAGGCCGUGGCUCUCCGACCGCCAGCGCGCUUGAACCUGACCUCCGAUCACUUUGUCCACACGCUGACGUGGGAGCCCGGCGCCGACGCCCCCGAGGGUGUCUUCUACCAGGUGUCGGUGGUGGACGAGAGAGGGACGUCCUGGGCGCCGGUGGUGGGAUGCCAGCACCUGCUCCAGCUCCACUUCUGCAACCUGACGGAGGCUUUUCCCGACAACAGUGCCAGCUACUUUGUCCGCGUGUCCGCACGGCUGCCGCCGCUGGAGGCCUUCACCGACCACAGCGAAGGGUUCAGCCCGCUCCGAGACACUCGGCUGGACCUCCCGCUCAUGGAGCUCUCCUCCUGUGGGAGGGACCUGUGUGUGGACCUGCGGCCCUCCCGCCAGCACCUGCGCCACGUCUACGACUCCCUGUUCUACCGGCUGAGGACGGAGGAGAGCGGCGGCCAGCUCCAGUCUGAGGAAGACUUCCGCUCUCUGAGCAGGAGGACGGUGAGGAACCUGCUCCCCGGCAGGCGCUACUGUGUCUCUGUGCGCUUCUGGGACGAUCUGGUUCAACGCAAGCCCAACUUCAGCCGCCCUGAGUGCGCCUUCACGCCGGCCGGACCGGGCCAAGACUGGUGGGUGGUGCUGCUGUCGCUCCUGGUGCUGCUGCUGGUGCUUCCGGUCUCGCUGCUGCUGCUGCUGCUCUACAGUGGUGUCAUCCGAGCGAGGAGACGUCGUCUGCCUUCAGUCCUGACCUCCGUCAGAACCUUCCGGCCGGUGCGGCUGCUGCAGCAGCGCCCCGCCUCGCUCUCCAGCAUCCGAGAGGUGACGUCAGCGACCCCUGCUGGCCAGCUCCAAGGCUACCAAGCCAGAGUGAAGAGCAGCCCGCUGCCCGCUUCUCCUUCCUGCCCCCUGCCCUCGGAGCCCGCUGCCCACCCGGACCUGCUGCCUGGCUCUGAAGAGGAGAACUACGAGAUGAGACCUGGAGCCUUGACUGCAGGGGGACUGGGCUUGAGUCAUGAGGAGGAGGAGGAGGAGGAGGAAGAGGAGGAGGAGGAGGAGGGGGGCGUGCAGGAGGUGGACCUGUUCUCCUUAACCUUUGGAAGAGAGGUGGAGGAGAAGGAGGCUGAGGGGCCGGAGCAGGGCCAGGAGGGGCUUCAGGAAGAGGCUGAUGAGACGUUGGUCCUGCAGCAGGAGGAAGUGCUCUCUGCGGGUGAAGACGCUUCUCUUUACUUGAGGAGGAUGUGACUAGAUUCAAAGCCACUGGACUGUCACCUGUGGUGCUACAUCUGGAGCCGAGACCGGAGGCCGCAUGAGGGAAGAAGCACAUCCACCCAAGAACCUUCAGGACUGGACUUCCCUGCUGACAGGAGGGCUCAGCCUUCCCAGCGUGCCGGGGCACCACUGUGGCAUCUGACCACAGCUGCUCACGCUUCUGAGGAGUGAGCCUCAGAUGGAACAUUGGUGUGGUGGCUGUUGCCUCGCCAGCAACACUGGGCCAGACGGUGCCACCGGGUUUGGGUUGGGAACCGGACCUCCAACUCUGCUUUGUUGGAUUGUUUCCUCAUCUUUCAUAUCCAGGACUUCAGAUUAAAAAUGUGACGUGAAUGUGUUGGUGGUUUUGUGGUCACCU
Synchiropus splendidus (mandarinfish) is the source of this 4011-nucleotide messenger RNA. It is a transcript of the gene crfb2, whose product is annotated as cytokine receptor family member b2. The transcript is spliced from 18 exons. Gene Ontology annotation, molecular function: protein binding. Bases 951 to 3626 code for a protein of 891 amino acids. NCBI's taxonomy places the organism in Eukaryota, Metazoa, Chordata, Actinopteri, Syngnathiformes, Callionymidae. The record is from RefSeq and is a predicted model, not a curated record.